Ambispora leptoticha is the source of this 561-nucleotide messenger RNA. The record is from the annotation of a GenBank genome assembly. Lineage: Eukaryota; Fungi; Glomeromycota; Glomeromycetes; Archaeosporales; Ambisporaceae.
AUGUCUCUUCUUCCACGAACUUUAUUCCCAAGUAUCGAAAGAGCUUUCUCUUUACUUGACGAGCCUCUAUUCACAGCAACUCGUCGUUUUCCUUCUGUAUUUCCUACCUUGGCACCACCUACUAUCAGUAAUCGCUUUAGCCCAUCCGUUGAUAUUUCCGAAACAGAUAAAGAUUAUAUCGUCGAAGCUGAAGUUCCUGGUAUGAAAAGAGAGGACUUGUCGGUUGAAUUUCUCGACGACAACACAUUAGUGUUGAAAGGAAAAAUUGAAAGGAAUCGUGGUGGUAGCGCUGCUGAACAAGAGCCACUCAGAAAAGUCGGCGCUGGUCAAGAAGGUGGUGCCGCAGAAUCAACUGAAGUACAAGCUAAAGCAGAUGAAACAACUGAUGUUGGACAACCUCAUUAUUGGUCAAGCGAACGUGUAAUUGGAAACUUCUCUAGGUCGUUCCAAUUCCCCGGUAGGAUUGAUCCAGCAAAGGUGAAAGCUGCUUAUAAAGAUGGAAUUUUGUCCAUCCUCGUUCCUAAAAUUGAGCCUCGUGGAACAAAAAUUAGUAUUGAAUAA